Molecule: messenger RNA, 7245 nt
Organism: Gallus gallus (chicken)
Lineage: Eukaryota; Metazoa; Chordata; Aves; Galliformes; Phasianidae
Gene: WDR89
Product: WD repeat domain 89
Exons: 3
Coding region: 5598-6767 (389 amino acids)
Molecular function (GO): protein binding
Source: RefSeq, a predicted model, not a curated record
GGGGGGGAAAUGCAGGUAGGACUUUCACUGGGCUAAGGAAAAUUGCACUGUAGCUUAUUCUACUGUUACUCAAAAUAUAUAUUUUAUAUUUUUGUACAUACUUCAGAGUGUCACGUUCCAUGUAGCACGUUGUUUAGUCCGUAGGAAACGUGUAUUGGAAUGUUGCUUUGUACAGCACCUUUACUACCCUGUCGCUAAGACUGCAGCUGCUUUUCUGAGGUUUACAUGAAUAAACUUUUACUCCUCUAUUUUCAUGUUUAGCACAAAACAUGUGGUAUGAAUUAGUAUUAUAAAGCAGAAGAAAGGAAAAAAGCCAACUGAAAUAUUUUCAUUUUAAUUUAUUUUUGGUUAACAAUGAAUUAAGAUUCCUCCAGUUAUUCAUAAUAAAACAGGUAGAACUAGAGCACUUUCUUUUCCCUAAAGCAUUGCUGGAGUUGGAUGUGAAAAAAAUGGUUGUAAUGUGAGCAGCAGCUGGUACCAAAUUAUUUAUAAAUGCAUUUAAAGUAGAUUUAAAAAGGUAGUGAAGUGUCUCUUCAGAAGGACAAUAUGCUUCAUACAUCUCAUGGAGUGGAGCAAAAACGUUACUCACAUGUCACUUCCAGUUCACUUUAAUUCUCAUUUAUGAAAUCUCGAGGAAAGAAAACUGCAUUAUUGAAGCAGAUAUGGAUGCACACUUUUUACAGAAAGAUAUGAGCUAAAUUGGGAUUAUUUGAUUGCCAUGUGAGAUGCAAAGCUGAAGCUAACAGUAGUGUAGAGUGUAAUUUGGAACUCAGUUCUUUUUUUCCGUGAGACAAAGGAGAUGGGAAUCUGUCCCAGUCUGCUUUAUGCAUAAGAAACCUUUUUUCCUGAGCUGACCCUCAAAUGGGACUGACCCACAGUGCAACACAUAUGCAGGUUAUAGAACCUUUCCUUAUGAAAAAUGUUUCUUGUUUACCAUAAGGCUCUUAUUUUUGCUUCCCGUUCUGUGAACCACAGCUGAAGCAUCUUUAUUGUAUGGAAUCACCCACAGGGCUCUUCAGCAUCUGGUCACAUUGCCUUACUACUUACCUUGCAAAUUUAAAUAAAAAUGAGAAAUAAAGGUAAAUUGGCAAACCAAAGGGAGUUGUAUGUUGUUCGCUUAGAAACUUCUUUCUUAAGCUUAGGUACAGCUUUUCUUCUGGAGGGAAAAUUAAAAACAAAGCAACCAACCUGAUACCAAGAAGAUGUACUUCUUUAUGAAUGGCAUCUUUGAAUGUGAUGUGUGGUUUUGUUUGCUUCUUACCAGAACAGUGUUAAAUAGUCCAGAUUUUAAAAGCUGACGUUUUCCUCUGCUACUAGAUUUUAUUAUUGCUUUCGUUGGUGUUUUUUACACAUUUCUUGUUUGUUUCCCAAGGAGUGUCCUGAACUUCUUGUAUUUCUCCUUAUGUGAGGAUUGUUUUGAACUUGUAAAUACUUAAGGGCUGUCAGUGGCUGUUUUAGCUGCUCAAAUACAUGAAACAGGCCUUGCAUGCUGUUUGUAAAUACAUCUGUUGUGUUAAAAGUUGUCUCUAUUUCAGUAUUUGCUUUCUCAAUACAAAAGGGAGAUUCACAUGCAAUAUAAGAUGUUUAACAAUUCAGUUGUAUGAGGGGCCAUUGCUGCCUUGCUCCUAUUAAUGUUGUUGGGAUUUCUGCACCCGGUUCCAUAUGUAUUUCAUUGAGAAUGAACACUGAAUGCAUCCAAUAAUUAGUGUGUGUUAGGUGACUUACCUUCUAAGGUGUACAUGUCAUAUCCUUGCUCUUGAGAUCUGGGAGACUGUUCUUAAGAUCUCUUAGCCCAGUUUUUACAAGACUUUUAAAGGGCUUACCUUGAAAGUUUGUUUCAUAGUAGCUGGAACUGGUUGUACAUUGGCAGCAGUUAAUUAAUAUUUUUUCCUCUGUACCAUAGUAGUGCUGAGUGAUGAGGUCCAGAAUGCUGUCAGUAGCUGAGAUAAUGGCAGGAGAACUGGUUACUGAGUCUUGGUUACUGAGACUCAACUUUCCAUAAUUACCUUUGUUUUAAGAUGUAGAGUAUUUCUAGGUCAUACAAUUUACUGCUAUAUUCCACAAAUGACCUCGAGGAGCCUUUGACUUGUUUGUGGCAGGAAGCUGCAUUGAAUAAUUUAAUGCCACAUCUUUGACAGAGUCACAGAGUUGUAGGAAUUGGAUGGGACCUCUGGAGAUCAUGUAGUCCAGCCCUUCCUAAUGCAGGUUCCUGACAGUGGGCCGCACAGGAGAGCGUUCAGGUGGGUUCUAAGUAUGUCCAAAGAAGGAGAUGCCAGCACCUCUCUGGGCAGCCAGGUCCUGUGCUCUGUUACCUUUAAAAUAAAGACAUUUUUCCCCCCCUACUCUGGUAGAAAGCUUAAGUGUGUUUUGUUCCAGCCAAUAUACGAACGUAUUUAAAACAUACUGUAAAUACCAUAUGCAUCGGAUUGAUAGAUAACUGGGUCACUAUUGUUGUUCCUCCUAUGUUGCUUUGUGAAACAAGGGCGAACAAAACUUAAUUUGGAAACAAAAUGAGGUAUCAUGGCAGCGAGGGUAUUACUCUUUAAGUAUUGUCUAAAAUGCUCAUAUCAGAUGCUGAGUUUUAAGCUAGUUAAUUAUGCAUUAGAAAAUGGUUUUUGCACUUAGUUCUGCACCUGAAAUAAUUUGCAUAUUGCUAAGAGUCCAUUUAACAAAAUGAAGCAAAGUAGUAAGUGCGUGCUUGCAGGAUAUAAUUAAGAUCAAAGAGUGCAAAGGGUGCAAAGGAGAAUGCUACCUUGAAAAUAUUAAUGUAAAUUUAAGUUAGAAGCCCUUGCAAUUCAGACUAAACUAUGUGACUGAGUUAGUCGCUGAGGUUGGGGUUUUUUUUUUGAGAACUUUAUUUUGUUAGAAAGUCUAGUGGAAGUCAAGGCUGCUACUCCUGAAAUGGAAAUGAGGAUUUACAACAGGGGUGUUUAUAAAACCAGCACUGAAAAAGAUAAUUCGGUAGCUAAUAGUUUGUAAAGUAAGAGCAGAGGCUGAAGGGGAUUUUAUAAUAAACUAAAUGCACUUAAAAUUGGGCCAAAAUUUGGCCUAUACUUGAUUUAUAUGACAUCUGUAAUACUAUAUAUAUAUAAAUAUAUAUUAAAAAUAUUGUGCAUAUUGGAGUUUAGCUUUUAAAAUUCUAUGCAUAUAUUUUUGUUACUGUAUUCCCCAAUAAAAGCGAGUAUCCAAAAAAUAGAACACAGAUUUCUCCACGUUAGGCAAGGGUAUAUGUUGACAGUACUUUGAGAACUGAUGUGGCUGUACCCCCCACUCUCCCCACCUUUUGGAGAGCUUUUAUUUUAAACAGAACAAAAAGUGCUUUCAAGUGCAAGCCCUGAUUUAGGUUGAGGAUCGUGUAACGGUUGAUGUAUAGAACUGCUGUUUAGAAGUUAAUGUCAGAACCUUUGGUUAUUGUUAAUGAUAUUUUUGUACUUGUACACUUUCUGCAGUUGUCGACUAAUAUUUAAAUUCAUAUUUACUGGUAACUGAAGUGUCUAACUUCAUCUGCCAAGAGUGUGUAAUAAACUACUGUUGGAUUCAGCUGUGUUCUGUUGUCUUUAUUCCUUCCACUUGGAUGCAGAUCACAAAUGUAGAGCGCUAAUCACAAAAAUCCCAAGCAACUGGCAUCAGGCUGUCAUGUAGCAAGGGCUGUUAGAACAGUGUUGCCUUCUAAGGUGUUUUAGAUGCAAAAGUCCUGGAAAAAGAGUGAAGAAAUAUUUAAAUGUCUUAACAUUGGUACUGUUGAGUUUCAUGUAUUAAAGUUACUGUUCAAAUUGCAUGCAGAGAUUAAAGUUACAUUCUUUCUUAACUUUUUUUCUACUAGUAGCACACUGAAUGAAUUUGGUAGGAUGCUCUUAUUGUGGCAGCUGAACUUGUUUUGCCCAUAAGCAGUGCCUGUUGUGGGCAGGAAGGAAAAGCUUCACCAAUACUGAAAAUGCUCAGGUUUGGGUUUCUGGUGGGUAUUUGAUGGGUACUUUCACUGCAAUUUAACUUAAUGAGGUAGCUGAUUAUAUUUGAAAUCAGAAUCCUUAGAGAACUCAAUGACAUGAGUUUGUAUUCUUUCAGUAACUCAUCUCCCAAGUAUGCUUUGAAAAUUGGCCAACUGUGGCUAUUUUUUUUAAUAGACUGUUGAGUAUCUGCAGCCUUCCAUAGAGGGCAUGUAGGCAGCAUGUUUGCAUGAGCAUUACUUCCUCAGUAAACGAGUCCAAUUACAGAAUACUAAUUUCAAACGCUUCAGUUUGUAUUGUCAUGAUCCCAAGAUGCUUUAACUCCUAUGUAACAAACAAACCACCAGAAAAUAUUGGUUUAAUUUAAUAUCUACAUAACUACUCUGGCUUUAAGCUUUUUUGAGAAGUGCAGCAAAAGUAGUUGGUUGUUGUAAGUCCCACUUCUCAUCUUUCUGCAGUUGUAUAGUAAAUACUAAGUGAGGAAGUUUAAGCAGUUAAGUGAUGUUUGAGGAGUAUUACCAAACACAUUACGAUGGGGGGAGUUGUGUUUAAAAGGAAGUAGAAGUGCUAUUUCAAGCCCAUUUAUUGAGCACUGUACAGUGUUUCUCCUUACAGUGCUAAUUGCAAGGAUUUAUGUGGUGCUAGUGUGCAGGGUUUGUGCAGGGUUCUACUUCUUACAUAAGGUAAGAACUUUAUGACUUAUAAUUUUCCUGCUACUUGAAGAGAUUGUGGUUUUUGUCCUGUCAAGGCCUUUUUGUCCUCUGUUAGACCUGACAAAAGAAGAAACCCAAAAUAGAAUAAAAGAGCUAUAUUAUGAAAACCUCAACCAGUGCAACUAAAUCUCACCUCUGGCAAUUUUAAUUAAUUGUUCUACUGAUAUUUGUAACUGGUUGUGGUUGCUGGGGAUGGAGAGGUGGGAAGAAGGUCUAUUAAAAGCACCUAGCUUGAUACCAAAGUAAAGCUUUAGUCCCUUGGUUCCAUUAAAAUGACUUUUAAGUUGCUGGUCUUUUUCAUCCUUCCUCCUGAAUAAAAUAAUUUCAAAGGGGAUUUAGAGUAGCUUAAACAUCUGAUGGAGCUUCGCUGAUAAGGUCAUGACAGUUGAGGUUCAUACUAUAAACUGCAACAAAAAGAUAUGGUUGGAGUUCUUUUGACCAGCCCGUCUUGGAGAAAUAAUACUGAACUGACAACUUGAUCUCUGCAGGCCUGAGAUACUGGAGAUGCCUGGAAGCCAUCUGCAUCUGGUCCUGGGCAAUCCUGCCAGAGGUGGCCCUCUGUGAGCUCGGGUUGGACCAGGCAGCCACCAGAGGUCUCUUCCAACCCCUACCAUUCUGAGAGACCAAUUUUUCCAUUGUGUUCCUUUUGCAUUCUGUGAGAUCAGAUUCAUUAGAUCACAAGAAUGAACCAGGUGAGGAGAAAUAAACUACACAGUUCUGCAGGUGUAACUGUAAAAAAUGGUAUAGAGAAGUGAUCCACACACCCUCGUAUCAAACAGGCAAAAACUGCAAACUGAAACAAUCCAAUAAGAUGUAAUUUAUGAAGACAUUUUAAAUCAACCUCAGGAAAUCCCAUUACCUUCUGGUUCUUCAGCUGUAGGAAAUCUGUGGAUGGAGCUAUCCCAGACUCCUGACAGCUUCAGGAACAGCGUUUGAGAUGUCUGCAAUUGAGAAGAUUGAGGAGCAGUUUGCCAGUCUGCGCAUAGCAAAGCGCUCUGUGCUCAGUGAGGAACCCGCGUACCUGCUGGAUAUAGACGUCUCUGGAUCUGCUCAGUCUGCAAGCAGUCGCUUUGUGGCAGUUUCAUGUUCCAAUAAAUCAAUUAGGGUCUAUAACAGAGAAACACUGAACUUCCUGCGGGAGUACAGUAGCUGUCCUGGGACACUUAACGGCGUCAGAUUUGCACACGUGUGUGACAGCUUGGUGUUUUCUGCAUGCAGUGAUGGUAUGGUAAAAUGUUGGGAUAUUCGUUUAGCAACUCAGAAAGCUGCGCAGGUAUUUAGUGGCUAUCCUUCCAACGUGUUUAUCAGUUUUGAUAUCAAUUGCAGCGAUCUCAUGAUUUGUGCUGGAACAGAAAAAGUAGAAACUGAUACAUUCCUGGUGUUCUGGGAUGCGAGAGGCAGCACAGACUGUGCCAGCACAAUUAGGGAACCAUUGGGAGUGUACUCUGAAAGUCACAAUGAUGAUGUUACUAAGAUUUGUUUUCAUCCUGUCAAACCCAGUUUGGUCGUUUCUGGGUCGACCGAUGGCUUGGUUAACGUGUUUGACAUUAACAAGGACAAUGAAGAUGAUGCUUUGAUAUCAACCUGUAAUUCAGAUUCAUCAGUAAGUUUUAUUGGCUGGUCUGGGAAAGAUUAUGAACAGAUCUACUGCACGACCCACGAUGAGGGAUUUUGUUGGUGGGACCUUGCUCAGUUAGAUACCGAAGAACCAAUAAUGCUAUUGCGUGUUCUGGAUGCCAGAGACGCAGUCUGCAUUGAAAAUGGCAGCUUAAAUUACCUGGUAGGUGGCAUGUACCAUGAAAAGGCAGACAGACUCUUUCUGAUCGGAGGAACGGCAACAGGAGACGUUCAUCUGAUAAGCUGCAGUGCUGCUGGGCUGAGCCUGGUGGGUACCCUUCCAGGGGGACACUCUGCCACUGUUCGCUCUUUCUGCUGGAACCCAACAGAGGAGUCGCUGUUGACGGGAGGAGAGGAUGCCCAGCUGUUGUUGUGGAGGCCCGGAGCUGUGGAACGCUCCCUGGCUAAGAAGAUGUCCAUGAAGAUUGCUUCUUCUGUGCAGAAGAGAGUGAGAGUUCACAACAGCUCCCUCAAAAGCAGGAAAAAAUAAAAUGCUGGGAACGGGAGCCCGCUCCAUAGAGUGUUUCAGUUUGCUUUAUCCUUCCAGGCAAUACUUGGCUGCUGCUGUAUUUGGAGGUGUUCUGUGGAAAGAACUGCAAUACGUGAAUUCUGCUUGGGAACUUACAUACAUCAGUCAUCAGAUGAGUGCCUUUCUUAAAAAAAAAAAAAAAAAAAAAAAAAAAAAAGUUGCUAAUAUUAAUCUGAAAAGAGUAAAUGUUUGCUCACUGGUUCAUGAAGAACACAUCUUCAAUCACUUUUUUAUAAAAAUACUUUUUAUGGUUGUUUAAUGUCUCAGCCAACAUUUUAAUGCAUAAUAUAGGCCUGUGACUUGCAUAAUUUGUUACUUUCCCAGUGAAAUUCCCUGGCAUGUUUUAAAAGCUUUUGUAUUUCAAGCUGUGUUUUUCUUUCUUUACAGAGAACUUAAUGAAAUCGCUCAAUAUAUUAAAAGAUUUUAUGUCGCUUCUUAA